AUGGUGUACAAUUCGUUGACUGAUGCUCCUCGCAACCUCAAGGAGGGCAUUGACUGGCUGUUAGCCCUCAAGGGAACAGACGCCGAAAACAACUUAGCUGCCAUGGGCGCUGCCCUUUACGACUUUCUCGUAGACAAGCCUGUUGGGUACACGGAGGUGCCAGCUCUCGAGAAAGUUAAACUCGUUUCUAAAGAGUUCCUCAAGCAACCGGAGCUUAAGAAACAAUUGUCUGUAGGCCAUAUGCUGGCGAAAUUCAACAAACCUAUUAACAAAAAGGCCACCUUUUUGCAAAAACUAUUCGGUGGUGUCGACAAAUGUAAUUAUAUGAACGUUGUAAAGGAGACGCCUCUUAGUGCACAAACUAUUGCGCAAAAAUUAGGUACGGCUAUAAAUGGCUUUGAGAAGUUUUUGGAAAAAAUAACAACCGCUGACAAGUAUGAGUCCGCUUAUGGUUCGGAAGCGACGUGGGAGGCAUCGUGUUCAAAGAAGCCGGAGGAUUGUGCGGCUGUCUUCGUGGGUAUUGCGCCCAUGAUAUGGGCAGGCAUACGUUCUUUGGAAAAUGCGUGCUUCGAUGAUGAUUAUAGCUGGCCAGGUUUGCGUAAUAAAAAGAAUGUUUCAGCAAAAGUAUUAAGUGCUUUAGGUUUCAAAGAUUCAGAGUGCCUCCACAACACCAGCGCUGUAUAUGUUGCAUCGGCUGUGGCAAUUGUGUGGAAAGAGUUGCUAACAUUCUACGAUCUCUCCGGAUUUUGGGCCUUCUAUGAUUGUACUAAGGCAUGUUCAGUAACGGCUGAACCAUCCGUUGAGCCUGUGAAACCUGAAGUUGAUGUUGAAAAGCCUGUACAAAUCGCAAAAGCUGCAAAAGUGGCAAGUGCUGUAAAAGCCGCCAAGAAAGCUGCCAAGAAGGUUUCCAAGAAAGCCCGCCAAAAAAAGCAGAAGAAAAAGCAGGUAUCCGCUGAGCAGUGA
This is a messenger RNA of Babesia bigemina, 963 nucleotides long. RefSeq lists its product as hypothetical. The coding region runs from base 1 to 963 and encodes 320 amino acids. Lineage: Eukaryota; Apicomplexa; Aconoidasida; Piroplasmida; Babesiidae. The record is from RefSeq and is a predicted model, not a curated record. The transcript has a single exon.